GUUAUCAACGAGCUUAAAAGCUUUAAGAAAUUAACGGAUUAGUAUAGAUAAUUCGACCGAAGAGAAACCCAGAAAGAAAGAGGCACCGAAGAACACUAAUUCAGAGAAUCAAAGAAACCGCUUAAAGAUGGUGAGUGAAGGAGCAACAAGAAAGGAACUUAACCUAUGCUUCGAGAAGAUGAAGAUGGAAGGAAUCGUGAUCUCUGAGUGGAAAGAUAUCCCCGUGGAGCUUCUUAUGAGGAUCCUAAACCUUGUAGAUGAUCGGACGGUGAUCAUUGCUUCUUGUAUUUGUAGUGGUUGGAGAGAUGCUAUUUCCCUUGGCCUCACUCGUCUCUCCCUCUCUUGGUGCAAGAAGAAUAUGAAUAGUUUGGUUCUUUCUCUUGCUCCCAAAUUCGUUAAGCUUCAGACUUUAGUACUGCGACAAGACAAACCGCAGCUUGAGGAUAGCGCGGUGGAAGCCAUAGCAAAUCACUGUCAUGAGCUACAAGAUUUGGACUUAAGCAAAAGCUUGAAACUUACUGACCAUUCCCUAUAUUCUUUGGCUCGUGGUUGUACUAACCUCACUAAGCUCAACCUUAGUGCCUGCACUUCGUUCAGCGACACUGCUCUCGCGCAUUUGACAAGAUUUUGCAGGAAGCUCAAAAUUCUGAAUCUUUGUGGUUGUGUUGAAGCUGUGUCUGACAAUACAUUGCAGGCUAUUGGAGAAAACUGCAAUCAGUUGCAGUCACUAAACUUGGGAUGGUGUGAGAAUAUAAGUGAUGAUGGAGUUAUGAGUUUAGCUUAUGGUUGUCCUGAUUUAAGAACCCUUGAUCUUUGUGGCUGUGUUUUAAUUACAGAUGAGAGUGUUGUGGCUUUGGCGAAUCGGUGUAUACACUUGAGGUCAUUGGGAUUAUACUACUGCAGAAACAUUACCGACAGAGCGAUGUACUCUCUAGCUCAGAGCGGAGUCAAGAACAAGCACGAGAUGUGGCGAGCGGUAAAGAAAGGCAAAUUCGAUGAAGAAGGACUAAGAAGCCUUAACAUUAGCCAAUGCACUUACCUAACACCUUCAGCGGUUCAAGCGGUCUGCGAUACAUUCCCUGCACUCCACACUUGCUCAGGCAGGCAUUCUCUUGUCAUGAGCGGUUGUCUGAAUCUACAAUCUGUUCAUUGUGCUUGUAUCCUUCAGGCUCACCGCACCCACACCGCUUUCCCUCACCCGGCUCAUUGAACCGGUGUGUGUGAGCCAGAGUGUCUUCUCUUUGGUAUGUGUGUACAUACAUAUAAGCAUAUGGUCUAAAUAAAGCUUCUUUGAGUUUCUUCUUUGUCUUUGAUACAAUCUCAAGAUUUUUAACAUUAUCUAUUAUGGAAAAUCUUGUAAUGAUUUGCGAAAUAAUUAUUUCUAACAAUU
Arabidopsis arenosa is the source of this 1390-nucleotide messenger RNA. NCBI's taxonomy places the organism in Eukaryota, Viridiplantae, Streptophyta, Magnoliopsida, Brassicales, Brassicaceae. The record is from the annotation of a GenBank genome assembly.